Molecule: messenger RNA, 740 nt
Organism: Mesitornis unicolor (brown roatelo)
Lineage: Eukaryota; Metazoa; Chordata; Aves; Mesitornithiformes; Mesitornithidae
Gene: XKR8
Product: XK, Kell blood group complex subunit-related family, member 8
Exons: 1
Biological process (GO): engulfment of apoptotic cell; phosphatidylserine exposure on apoptotic cell surface; apoptotic process involved in development
Cellular component (GO): plasma membrane
Source: RefSeq, a predicted model, not a curated record
GGCUGGGGCUCUGCACUGCGUUCCUGUGUGUGACCUGGUCGCUGCUGGACUACCACCAGUCCCUGCGCUCCUUCUUGCAGGACAAGUAUGAGCUGAGCCUGGGCUCCUCCAUCGUCUACUUCUUGUGGAACCUCUUCCUCAUCUGCCCCCGCAUCCUCGUGAUCGCCCUCUUUGCCCUGCUCUGGCCUUACGGUGUGGCCGUGCACUUCCCGCUGGUGUGGCUGGCGAUGUUCCUCUGGGUGAGCCUCCAGGGCACGAACUUCAUGGAGUCUCCUGGCCCUGAGCAGCUCUACCGGGCCAUGGUGGCCGUGAUCCUCUACUUCAGCUGGUUCAACGUGGCGCAGGGGAGGACGCUGUACCGCAGCAUCAUCUAUCACGGCUUCAUCCUGGUGGACAGCGCGCUGCUGGCCUUGUCCUGGCUCUGGUGCCGGUCCCCCUCUGAGGAGCACUGGUACCUUGUUCCAGUGCUCUGGGCUGCCCUGCCCUGCUACCUGCUGGGGCUGGCGCUGAGGGUCGCCUACUACAAGUGGCUGCACCCCAACGCGCGGGGGCAGCAGGUGGGUGGCUGUGAUGAGGUGGAUGCCAACGGGAGCACCGAUGGAGUGGAGCUGCGCUCGUUUGCGGUGCCAGAGCUCGUCAACAGGCGGAUGUGGUGGCUGGUGCAGGCCCAGUUCCCCAUCUCCUGGCCAGGGGAUCAGCACAUCCCAAAGGGGGCUGCUGCCAUCGAGUCGGCUGUUUGA